Molecule: messenger RNA, 864 nt
Organism: Didymodactylos carnosus
Lineage: Eukaryota; Metazoa; Rotifera; Eurotatoria; Philodinida; Philodinidae
Source: the annotation of a GenBank genome assembly
AUGCUUCUUUUUCAUUUUGGGCAUGCCAACGCAUGUCGACAAGCAAAAGCAAUGGGAAGUUAUUUAAUUGUUGGGGUACAUUCUGAUGCUGAAAUUGCGAAACAUAAAGGACCACCUGUAUUUACUGAACAAGAACGAUAUAAACUAGUUCGAGCAAUUAAAUGGGUUGAUGAAGUUGUUGAAAACGCACCAUACUUGCCAACAAUAGAGACAUUAGAAAAAUAUAAUUGUGCAUUUUGUGUACAUGGUGAUGAUUUGACAAUGUCAACUGAUGGUGUUGAUCAUCUUCACGUUGUUAAAGCAGCUGGACGAAUGUUGCUAAUGCCUAAAACACAUGAUGAGUGUGAUAAUAUAUUUCGAGAUCGUAAACAUACACCAUGUAAAUCGUCAGUUAGCUCCCGGACAUAUACACUACAGUCUUUAUCUAUAAUGGAUAAAAUAAAACAGUUUUCUAAUGAUCGCAGACCAAAUCCAAAUGAUCGUAUUAUAUAUACAUGUGGUGCAUACGAUUUAUUUCAUGCAGGACACGUUAGUUUUCUUGAAAAAGCAAAGACAUUUGGAGAUUAUUUAAUUGUCGGAUUAUAUACAGAUAGUGUUAUGCUUCAUGGUCGAAGUGAACGUCAAGUAGAUGAAGAUGGUCGAAAUCCAUAUGAGAUCGGGCUUGAAGAUGACAGUUGUGCAUCGGGAGUGAUAUUAAAGGCUGUGGGUGCGAAUCUGAGGCUCACAGUUCUAUCAUUAGUACCAAGACGGAGUGCCACUGUCUCUGAUCAAGUUUCAUUGACUUGUAUGUACGCUGAAACGGAAAAUUGUACGUUAUUUGAAGAAAGUCAGCGUUGCAUAUAUAUUAGUAAUCAUGGCAAAUAA